CCAUAGUUUUGGUAAAAAAAAAUUGGUAAAAUAAAAGAAAAUAGCAAAAUCCGGGGAUAUGCAACAACAGCAGCGGCAACGGUAAUAAUUGUUGAUGAGCCCUUGCUAUAGCGAUACCUUGAGCACGCGCAACCUGCCAUGGCAUCGCCCCAUCCGCAGCCGGGCACGGAUCCGGAACAGGAGUCGGAAAUCCCGCCCCAGCCGGCGGGAUACGAAAAAGUGGAUGCCGUGGACCCGGAUCGCGUAUGCCGUGUCUGCCUUAGAAACGCCAGCCAGGAGCCAGGAGAGCUGCACUUCAUCUUUGCCGAGGUGGCCGUGGAACAGGACGCCAACCUGGCCCGCAUCCUGGAGGAGUGCACAGUCCAUCCGUGCGAGAGGCAGGAUGGGAUGCCAUCGCACAUGUGCGGUUCGUGUGUGGAGGCAGCACGCAAUGCCUACCGUUUCAAGCGGGACGCGGAACGCUCUUAUUGCUCACUGGUAGGUCUCCUGGGGCGUUCUCCCCAGUUUAAGGCUUCCGGCGCCGAGGCGUCCACCCAAACGGAGCAGGUGGCCCUAUUGUCGUGCGAGCUGUGUCACGACAAGUUCCUGAACAGCAUAGAUCUCCGUUUGCACCGAAAUCGUGUCCACCGGUCGGCGAAAGAGUACAAGGAGGAGGAGCUGAAGUGCAAGUUCUGCCCUCAGAGCUUCCCCCAUCUCCGGCAGCUGCGCAUCCACCUGGCGAAGAGCCACGACCAGACCGCUCGGCUGCAGUGCGGCCACUGCCCGCGGACGUUCACCCGGAGCGACCAUAUGCUGCGCCACAUGCGCAACAUGCAUAAUCGCUCGGAGGACGAUCUAACAGCGGCCUGGGCUUCAGCGGAUCACGAUGAGACGACUAUGGAAGGAGCGGAAGGCGACGAACUGGUCGCGGCUGAGGUCCUGCUUAACGAGGAGGGCGAUGACCAGGAAGACGGAGCUGCCCUAGAGUGCAAUACAAACCCAAUUUCCAGCAACGAGGAGGAGGACGAUGACAACGACGAGGCCAAACAGGCUCUAUGGUUGAACAUCAAGCCGGAGCCCUGCCUGGAGGCUGAGGAGGUCGACCUGGUCGCCCAACUGAACCUCGAGAAGAAGCGGCGACGACGGGAAAAGGCUGUCUUCUCAGCCGAAGCCUCUGGCGACGCCCAUGUGAAGAGCGAACCCAGCGGUGACUCGCAGAUGAGCAUCAAAGUGGAGCGGGGUGGCGACGAAGAUGCUUUUAUGGGCAGUGAGGACUUCCUGGAGCAUCUGCGGGCUGCCGGGGAACUGCCGCUUAGUGACGACGAUCAGUUCUACAACUACGUCGAAGAGGAAAGCUGUUUGGACGACGACGACGAGGAGGACGAUGAUGGCGAUGGCGAGGAUGACGACGACGGGCAGGGCCGAGGGUUCCGGUUGAAGCAGGAACCUCUGAAGGGCGCCGGCGGGCGUUUGGGGAAAAAAGGAAAGCGACGGCGUCGCCGCAAAAAAGAGGGUUCUCCCACAUCCAAUCCGGAGAACCGGUGCGAGGUGUGUCAGCGCACCUUUUCGCGCCACUGCCACUUGCUGCGCCACAAGCUUUCGCAUCUGGAGAAGAAGCCACACAAUUGCCCGCACUGCCCGAAGGCGUUUGCGCGCAGCGAUCACCUAAAAGCGCACGUCCAGAGCCUGCACAGCAACAAGGAGCACAAGUGUAGUCUCUGCGAGGCGGCGUUUGCUCGUCCGGAAGCCUUGGAGCGGCACAAGCUGAGCAAGCAUAAUGGGGAGGGCCUGGAGCCCGGCAGCGAACUAAAGAUGCAACUGGCCGAGCACACUUGCGAGUACUGUUCGAAGCGCUUCUCCAGCAAGACCUACCUGCGUAAGCACACCCUGCUGCACACCGAUUUCCUGUACGCCUGCAAGAGCUGCGACGAAACGUUCCGGGAGCGGGCGCUGCUGCGGGAGCACGAGAAGACCCACACGGGGCAGAGGAACUUCCUGUGCUGCAUUUGUGGCGAUAGCUUUGCCCGAAACGACUACCUCCGCGUCCAUAUGCGGCGCCACAAUGGUGAGAAGCCGUACAAGUGCCGUUACUGCGUCAAGGCCUUCCCCCGGGCCACCGAUCUCAAGGUCCACGAGCGCUACCACACGGGCACUAAGCCAAAUCUGUGCAACACCUGCGGCAAGAGCUUCCACCGGGCCUACAACCUGACCAUUCACAUGCGCACCCACACCGGAGAACGGCCCUACAAGUGCGACCAGUGCCCCAAGAGCUUUACGCAAAGCAACGACCUCAAGGCGCACAUCCGCCGGCAUACGGGCGAGCGCUACAAGUGCCCGCACUGCGACACCUACUUCCUCCAGCUGUACAAUAUGCGCAAUCACUGCCUCACCGCCCACAACAAGCACAUCGAGACGAAGACGGGUCGCCUCCAGCGAACGGGUCUGCUGGAAGAAAGCGCUCAGUCGCAUCUCACUACGGUGGUGAUGCCGCCGGCCCGUUAUCCCGCCGGCUCUGAUCCCCAGCUGUCGGCCGCCAUCGGAGCCGAUAACUCCUCCUCCACCACAGUCAUUCACUCGCCGGGCGCUUACCAGAACAGUGGCGUAACUGCAGGGGUACUGGCUCCGGGUACCACCUCGUCGGCGGCGGGAAAUACCCUGGACGGGAACAGCUUUGCUCCGUCGAGUGCUCCGUUUGGCGCCUUCAACUUCCCUCCCGUCGUAAUGGCACAUCUCAUGUACAACCAUGGCGGUGGCAGUCAGCAUAGCCAGAGCGGCAGCGACACCGCUAAAUAGCCGACGUUGCAGAGCCACUUCAUCCGAACACAGACAACUAUUCCAGUGUAGUCUUAAGCUUCCAUUUGUACAUAGCCGAGGCAGGCGAUGAGAACAUCAGGUGGCUGCCAUACGAAUUGUACAUCACAGGCGCAGGACCAGGCACUGUCCUGUGCCUUUUUUUUAACAUGUUAAUUUGUAUUUAAUAGUCGAAUAAGAACUGCCCUACAUUGCCGAAUAUAGUGUAGGCGGUUGGUACAAUUUUUUAAAACAUACAUCCGGGUAUGGUGUGUUUCAUAGGAGGAUUUGCUCCUAUCUCCUCGGAUAUUUAAUUAUUGAGAAAAAUAAAUACUAAAACCUA
This is a messenger RNA of Drosophila bipectinata, 3112 nucleotides long. RefSeq lists its product as uncharacterized. Gene Ontology annotation, cellular component: nucleus. Lineage: Eukaryota; Metazoa; Arthropoda; Insecta; Diptera; Drosophilidae. Gene Ontology annotation, biological process: regulation of transcription by RNA polymerase II. Gene Ontology annotation, molecular function: DNA-binding transcription factor activity; RNA polymerase II cis-regulatory region sequence-specific DNA binding; zinc ion binding. The record is from RefSeq and is a predicted model, not a curated record.